GGGUCCUUUCAUAAUAACAAUAUGGCUGCCUUGUGUAGAGUCAAACACCGGUGGAAAAGAACUAACUGCUUCUACGUUUUAUCCAGAAACCUAGCAGGGAAAUAUGACUAUGACCUGGUGGUUAUUGGAGGUGGUUCAGGGGGACUUGCCUGCUCCAAAGAAGCAGCACAGUUGGGUCAGAAAGUUGCUGUUUUAGAUUAUGUGGAGCCAUCACUUAAAGGUACUAAGUGGGGUCUCGGUGGUACAUGUGUCAAUGUUGGCUGCAUUCCUAAGAAGCUCAUGCACCAGGCAGGUCUGCUUGGCACUGCAGUCAAAGAUGCCAAAAAGUAUGGCUGGCAGAUCCCAGGGCCAAUCCAACAUGACUGGGUCACCAUGGCAGAGGCUGUUCAAAACCAUGUCAGGUCUCUGAACUGGGGCCACCGGGUUCAGCUUCAGGACAAAAAGGUGAAAUAUCUGAACAUCAAAGGGAGCUUGGUGAAUGAACACACUGUUAGAGGACUGACUAAAGCAGGGAAGGAGAUGACCAUGACAGCCAAGAACAUCGUUAUUGCCACCGGUGGACGCCCUAAAUACCCCACAAAUGUUCCUGGGGCGAUGGAGCAUGGUGUUACCAGUGAUGACAUAUUCUGGUUGAAAAAGUCACCUGGAAAAACACUCGUGGUUGGAGCCAGCUACGUGGCUCUGGAGUGUGCCGGGUUCCUCACAGGCAUUGGCUUGGACACUACAGUAAUGGUUCGCAGCAUCGCCCUCCGGGGGUUUGAUCAGCAAAUGGCAGGACUAGUGACAGACUAUAUGGAGGCUUAUGGGACUAAGUUUGCAUGGGAGUGUAUCCCAAAAAGAGUGGAGAAACUGUCCUCAGGAGCACUGCAAGUGACCUGGACUGACACCAAGGCAGACCAAGAACACAAAGACACCUAUGACUCAGUGUUGUGGGCGGUAGGUAGAGCGCCUGAAACCAAAGCCCUAGGCCUCGACAAGCUUGGCAUGCAACUCAACAAGGAGACGGGGAAAAUAAUUGUUGGCGCUGACGAAUCAACCUCGGUGCCAAAUAUCUACGCCUUCGGUGACAUCGGUGAGGGUCGUCCUGAGUUGACCCCGACCGCCAUUAAAGCCGGAAAACUCCUCGCCCGCAGACUAGCUGGUCAAAGCACUGAGCUCAUGAACUAUGACAACGUUCCUACAACUGUGUUUACUCCUCUCGAAUAUGGCUGCGUGGGUCUGUCUGAGGAGGAGGCUGAAAAAAGACACGGGAAAGACGGCCUAGAGGUUUUUCAUGCUUUCUACAAACCUCUGGAAUUCACUGUUGCAGAGCGUGAUGCCAACCAGUGUUACUUAAAGGUUGUAUGUGAGCGUGGCGGAGACCAGAGGAUUCUGGGUUUGCACUUUACAGGUCCAAAUGCAGGGGAAGUCACUCAGGGCUUUGCUCUGGGCUUCCAGUGCGGGGCGACAUAUUCCCACCUGCUGAGCACUGUAGGCAUCCACCCGACCUGUGCUGAGGAGCUAACCAAAGUUAACAUCACAAAGCGCUCUGGGUUGGAUGCCACGGUCACCGGCUGCUGAGGUUAAAGCGCCUCGGUCUCUGAACACUGGAGCAUGUCGGAUCCCUCAGUGACAGGAGAAGGAAGUUAGUUGAACUCUCUCUCUCUCUCUCUCUCUCUAUUUAUGGCUUUGGAAUCACUGGUUUCACAGGUUAUUGUCAAUGGCACAUCGUGUAGUAACUGAGAUACUUAUCCCUCAAAACACGCAAGUUAUUCAUGUUUGCUCUAAAGCACAUGGCUAUAGAUCAGGUUAGCAAAAGUUCUGGCCGCAAAGCAUGCGUCUUUUAAAUAAACAGACUCAUCAAUCAGGAUUAAGGUCUGUGCUCAGGGUUUUGUUGGAAUCAUACAAGAAACGUAGACCGGGCCCAAACUUUUUUUCUGAAUAUAUAUUCUGCAAAUAUUGUUGUUUCUCCGGCUGUACUUCCUGUCCAUUAGUCUUGGAGGUGACACAUACCAUACACCCCCACAACCCCACACCCCCCAUGACACUGAUGGAUGGCCCCAGGGCCGUCGGCACAGCGACACCGCCCCAUUUCCCAUGGACACACACAAACAGUCAGCGGGCCGCCUGUCAGUCAGCCAGCAAAGACCUGGCCAGGGAGAACCGGGUUUACUGGGCCCUGUUUAACUCCAGCAGACCCUGGAGUCCUUCCUCUUCCCACCAUGCCCUAUUCCCUUCUAGUGCCCAAAAGAAUACAGUUGAGGACAAGCAUGUGCUGUCAAGGGCUGUGUGGAUGCCACGGCAGAGCCAAAAAGGGCACCUCUACCUACCCACCAACACUAGGGCUGCAUUACUUAGCAUUACCUAAAGGUGGCACUAUUGCCCUCUAGUUCUUCCAUUUUCUGAUCCAAGAGUGGAAGACAGGAUGAAGCAGUCACUGGAUAAAACAUACGCCUGAAUAUAUUCAGGUUGAACAUUUAAUCCCUUUAAUCCCUAUAAAAGAUAUGUGCUUUUGGAGGAUGGCGGAAAGCAGACUGGCUUUAUUAGAGCCAAACUGAUAAGGGUUAUCUUAUGUGUAUUUAAAUGGAUGGAAGGUUAGACGUGAAAACUCAUCACCCUCAAAGAUAAGUCCGUUUGUUUACACCAAUAAAGCAGAAACAGAGACUGCCAGUUUGCCAAAGUGCUCAAAUGAUCAACCUGCUGGCUGAACUGGACGUCUUCUGCCGACUGCAGUUAUUAAGUAGAGACGGAGGAGGACUGUCAGUAAAAUGAGUUGCUACAAUAGUUGGGCGACCAGAGAGGCUGCUGGGUGUAGUUUAUUUUUAUUUGAAGUCUAAUCUGCCUGCUCUGAUUAAUGAUUCUGAUGAGGGGAGUGACAGCGUGCCAGGAGAUGGAGAGCGGAAAAAAGGAAGAAAGAGAGAGAGAGAGAGUGAACUACCAGGUUUAUUUGGACCCGGGCCGGAGGAGAGUGAGCCGAGUUUCAGCCCGGUUAGGGAGGGACGGGGGAUUCCUGUGUGCUCUGUUCAGGGCCGAGGUGCUGACUGAAGGACCCUGACCUCCGCUCAGCAGGAACAGCUUGACUCUAUCACUCGGAGCGCAGAGGGCUCACAUGCCGCAGCGCUGCACGGCAGGGGCCCGGGGCCUCGAGGUGGAGGGGGGUAGGAUGGCAAGAGCACGGACAGAACCAGGCCGCCAGCCCAUGCAGCACUGAGCAGCGGCGGUGGCGUGUUUGCCCAGGGUAAUUGAGUCUGUGUUCCUGCGCUUAACGAGCCACUUCAGAGACCCCAGGGUGGGCCCACAGCAACAUGAGGGAAGUCAUUGAGGCCAUCAGUGUAACUGUAAUGUCUGUUUGCUUUUUACCCUCCAUUUCCUCUCUGCUCUGUUAUUUUAUGCACAGUAUGUGAACACGCACAAGAUGGAAUCGUAAUUUUUUGAAAAUGACUAAUCUGUUUAAACUAAAAUGAUUUUCUUGUUGGAAGUUGUCGACCAGGCCCUCCAGGCCCAGAGCUUGUAUAUCAGUGUCCCUCAGCUGUGUCCCACAGGGGGUCGGGGUCAUCUUUCAGGUUGGCCAGCUAAUGAUGACCUGCACUAAAGCCCAGAACUGGGGAGUGCAGGCCUGAUGUCACCUGGUCAAACACUUUACUCGUAAAUAGAGGAGUGUUAUUUUCCAUUAAAGCUUUGUUAUACUUAUUAUAUAAUUUAUAUGUAAAAUACUAAAACACUUGAACACACAUUGUCACAAUUAAAGAACUGAUGUCCACUGAA
Molecule: messenger RNA, 3744 nt
Organism: Sphaeramia orbicularis (orbiculate cardinalfish)
Lineage: Eukaryota; Metazoa; Chordata; Actinopteri; Kurtiformes; Apogonidae
Gene: txnrd2.2
Product: thioredoxin reductase 2, tandem duplicate 2
Exons: 17
Coding region: 22-1560 (512 amino acids)
Biological process (GO): cell redox homeostasis; cellular response to oxidative stress; glutathione metabolic process
Cellular component (GO): cytosol; mitochondrion
Molecular function (GO): thioredoxin-disulfide reductase (NADPH) activity; glutathione-disulfide reductase (NADPH) activity; flavin adenine dinucleotide binding
Source: RefSeq, a predicted model, not a curated record